AGUCACAGAAGGCUAUCCAGAUCCGGGCCCGUACUUCACUGGACCCUUGUGCUCGGUACCUGGCUGCCUGUGACAGAUUUCGACUCAUCAGUCAGUCAGUGCACUUUCUGGAAGCCCGCGCUAGCCUUCUUUCCCAAGGCAAAGGCAAUAUACCUGCACGCCACUCUGCAAACUUCCCCCACGACAAAGCUUCCACAGCCCGACCUUUUCUUGUCACGUUUACCAGGCCAUACAUUUACUAGAGCCUGCAUUUUCUUUGCAAACAAUCAGGUUUGCUGUCGGCGCUGCCACUACCAACUAUCAUUCUGCAGUCAGCAUUAGAAGCAGUAAUCAACACACUGCCCAGCAUGUCGACCGUUGCAACCGCACAAGUACCAGCAAAUGCCCCUGGAGGAGCAGAUGGAGGCUCACGAGGCAGACGACCACGGAAUCGCAAUCGCAAUCGCGCACCGAACGCAGUAUCCGAGGCGCAGGAUGAGGGGCACCCAAGUGGAGAGCAACAAUCACAAAGAGGUGGAAGGAACGGGCGAGGGAGAGGCAGGGGGCGAGGAGGUCAUUCUAUAGUACCACCACAAGUCUUGCAAACCAUACCUAGCGAAGCUUCAAUUUCAGCGCCUGCACCAGCAAGAGGAGGGCACCGAGGCAGAGGCGGCCCAGGACGAGGUGGAGCACAGAGGUUCUCCCAGCGCACGGCUGCAGGUGGUCGCCAGUUUGGAGGGCAGUUGACUGCCGAGGACGAUGCUGAAUCAGUAGCUUCUGCAAGUUUGCAAGCAGAUGCGCCUGAGUUCGAGCCAGGGCGGCCACUCGUUGGUCGCAAGCCACGAGCACUAAAAGAGAAGCAGCCACAAGCACCGAAGUCGACCGCACCGGAUAUCGCCACGAGAACGCACGAAGAUAUUGACAACGGUCACUACGAAUGCGCGAUCUGCACAGAAGACAUCAAGCGACGCUCGAAGGGUGUAUGGUCUUGCCGGACAUGCUGGACGGUCUUCCACCUGGGUUGCAUAAAGAAGUGGUCGACCAACGAGGGGUCAGCAGCUGCUCGUCAGCAGGCUCAGGACGGUGAAGCACCACCGCCGAGGCAGUGGCGCUGCCCUGGGUGCAAUCUGCCCAAAGAUGUUCUACCAAAGAACUUCUCGUGUUGGUGUGAGAAGGAACUCGAUCCAAAGCCGCUUACAGGACUGCCACCGUUCUCUUGUGGGCAAACCUGCUCUCGACCAAGGAUCCUACCGAAGAAGUGCCCCCAUCCAUGUGGGAUGACUUGUCACGCCGGUCCUUGCCCGCCUUGUUCCUUGAUGGGCCCUACCCAGCACUGCUUCUGUGGUGGCAAGUCCGUCACUCGACGCUGCGUAGACACAGACUACGAGCACGGCUGGAGCUGCGGCGAGGUGUGUGGCGAGAUGAUGGCUUGUGGAGAACACCGCUGCCCUCGACCAUGCCACGAAGGUCCCUGCGGAGCUUGCGAUGUGCGCGUUCCUGCGCGUUGUUACUGCGGUCAGAUCCAGAAGGACAUUAUGUGCUGUGAUCGUGAGGAGGCGAAGCAUAGCCGGCAGCGUCAUACUGCAACGGAUGGUGCCACUACGGUCGAAGAAUGGAUCGGGUCGUUCGAAUGCCCGAACACAUGCGGUCGCCUCUUCGACUGCGGAAAGCAUGCUUGCGAGCAAGCAUGCCACCGACAGAAUGCCGACUCAGCCCAUUGUCCACGGUCACCCGAUGUUGUUACUCACUGCCCUUGUGGCAAGACACGUUUGUCGGAAAUCUCGAACGCUCGUCGAGAGACAUGUGAGGAUCCUGUACCGAACUGCUCAAAGCCUUGCGACAACACUCUUAACUGCGGUCACAAGUGCAAGCAGCCGUGUCACCAGGGCGAAUGCUUGCCAUGUAUGGAAACAGUUACCAUAGCAUGCAGAUGCGGCCGAAACACCUUCUCCACGAUUUGUCACCAAGGAACCGAGGAGGCUCCACAGUGUAUGCGCAUCUGCCGUGUUUCGCUCAAUUGCGGACGACACGAGUGUGGUGAGCACUGCUGCGCUGGAGAGCGAAAAGCAGCCGAGCGACAGGCGAAUCGAAGGAAGCCACGUCCUCUGGACUCAGCUGCUCAGAGGCCUGGAGACAACUUCGAGGCAGAGCACAUUUGCACCCGUUCAUGCGGUCGCCAGCUGAAAUGCGGUAACCCUGAGCAUCGCUGCCAGGAGCUCUGUCACAAAGGUCCCUGCGGAACUUGUCGAGACGCGAUCUUUGACGAGAUUAGCUGCAAUUGCGGGCGAACCGUGCUGCAGCCCCCUCUUCCCUGUGGUACUCGGCCGCCUCCGUGCCGAUUUCCCUGCGAGCGACCAAAGAGUUGCGGCCACCCUCAAGUUGGCCAUACCUGCCACGGCGGCGAAGAGGACUGCCCCAAGUGCCCGUACUUGACAAUAAAGUCCUGUAUGUGUGGCAAGAAUGUCAUCAAAAACCAGCCUUGCUGGCUCAGUGAAGUUCGCUGUGGCGAAGUCUGCGGACGCACCCUGAAGUGCGGUAUUCACAAGUGUCAGAAGCAAUGCCACCGUGGCGGCGAGUGCGAGGAGCCUUGCAAGCAGACUUGUGGCAAGGAGCUGAGUGCCUGUGGACAUCCUGACAUGGCACGUUGUCACUUCCCGCAGCCCUGCAAAGAAGAUAAGCCUUGCCAACACAAGAUCAUCAUCACUUGCGAGUGCCAAAGGAUCAAGCAGGAAACGAAGUGUAACAGCUCAAAGUCUAGCGAAGGCAACAACAAGAAGACACUGAAGUGCGAUGAUGAAUGCGCACGUCUUGAGCGCAACCGCAAGCUUGCUCUAGCGCUCAAUGUGGACCCAGAGCACGAGACAGACCAUGUCCCUUACUCUGACAUCACACUGAAUCUCUACAUGGAACACUCGACCUGGGCAGCUACACAUGAGAAACGACUGAGGCUGUUCGCAGCUGACGAGGAAGAGAAGCGGCUUAGGUUCAAACCCAUGCCAAAGCAUCAGCGCAAGUUCAUUCAUUACCUCGCAGAGGACUUUGGCUUCGACACGGAAAGUAUGGACCCAGAGCCUCAUCGCCAUGUUGCGGUCUUCAAGACACCAAAGUUCGUUAUGGCUCCGAUGAAGACACUUGCGGAGUGUGCAAGAACGCGCCAAGUUCAGCGUCCCAUUCCUGCGGCACCGGCAGCCGCUCCACUUCGACCAAAACCGAGCAACACCACCGGAGAUCCUUACAACUCUUUCCUCAUCUUGAAUCCGCGCUUUGCUCUUACGAUUGAAGAAGUCAGCAUGGUCAUGAAGAAUGUCCUUUCACAGACCAACUUUCCACUCGAAUUCGAGAUCAGCUUCCUUCCCAGCGAAGCAGUUGCACUCAAGCCACCGCUAGCAGCCCGCCUCAACAUCCCAGAGCGUGACAUUCAGAUGAUGCUCGAGUCCGUCAAGACUCUGUUGUCGCAGGCCUUCACCGCGCAGAAGGUCGGCUCCCUGCAGCUAGCACGCCUGGAUGCAUCGCUCAACGUGCUACGCAAAGAGUCGGAUAUUGGCCCAGGCUCGGGCUGGAGUCAAGUUGCAGCAUCUAGAGGCAUUCCAUCACGUCAGGUGCAGAAGAGCACGCCGUUUGGUAAUAAGGGUGGCUUUGCCGUUCUGAGCUUGAGCAGCAAGAAGAAGAAGGAGAAACAGGCCCCUGUCGUGGACGACUGGGAAGCAGCCGAGGAAGAAGAGGAAGAGAAAGAAGAAAAAGAUAAGGCUAGUGGUGUCAAUAGCGGAGCGGUCAGCGAGGACGAUGGUGGUCCUUCGCGCCCGCGAAGCAGGGGUCUCGCUGAAGCUUCUGCUGACGAAGCACCCAUCUCGACCAAGCCCGGUGAACUCUUGGGACGCUGGUCUGAUUUGGAUGACGAGUAGUGUCUUCGAUAUUGAAGGCCCACAUGACAGCCGAUGCGUAGAUGAUAACAACUUUCAUACUCGAUACCAUACGCUUCCAAUACAACCAGUCUAUGUAAUAGACCCGUUGACAUCAUGAUCGUUGUUGAAUCGGCUUGAAAUGCAUCUGGCGACUCAUCUAACGGUCAAUUUGCCCGUAAAGACCCCAUUGUACGCAACGCCCCCAUCAACAACAUGUUUGCCAGGCGCCUCUAACUCAAUGUCAAACCUUCUCACUAUCUACCAUCGCCAGCUCCCGUGUCACACCAAUAGGUUUCACAGCUACUCACCUCAGGCAACAACUUGUACAGCUCCAUCACAGCUACAUC
Molecule: messenger RNA, 4228 nt
Organism: Macroventuria anomochaeta
Lineage: Eukaryota; Fungi; Ascomycota; Dothideomycetes; Pleosporales; Didymellaceae
Exons: 1
Coding region: 348-3881 (1177 amino acids)
Biological process (GO): negative regulation of transcription by RNA polymerase II
Cellular component (GO): nucleus
Molecular function (GO): DNA-binding transcription factor activity, RNA polymerase II-specific; RNA polymerase II transcription regulatory region sequence-specific DNA binding; zinc ion binding
Source: RefSeq, a predicted model, not a curated record